AUGUCUGAGACCUCCUCCAGCAAGGAGAGUCCCCCGCCCGAGUGCCCCGUGUGCUACGAGAAGUUCCAGCCCCUGGAGGCCGCGCACCGGCGGCUCAGCUGCGGCCACACCUUCUGCCACGACUGCCUGGUGAAGUGCCUGCUCUCGGCCAAGCUGGACGGGCACGUCCAGAGCAGCAUCAUCUGCCCCGUGUGCCGCUAUGUCACCUUCCUCAGCAAGAAGACUCUGUGGCCGCCCGGGGCGGGCACCAACCCCCGGGCACUGGAGAUGCCUCUGUCGCCGUCCUCCUUGUCCCAUCUCACCAAAGCAGAGGCCGGCAACACCCUGGUGGUGCCCAGUCACUUCGUGAUGCCGGUGCAGAGCUUUGCCCGGUGCUGCAGCGCAGGGACAAACCCCGCGGACCCGCCGGGGCUGCCAGCGGCGCUGGCACGGGAAGCCCACAUCUUUGUCAUCAGCGACCACGGGAUGCCCCUGGUGGACACGGACUGCAGCUCCCUGGGGAGGAGGAGCAGGGCAGACACGGGCAGCUUGGUGUCAUCCAGCUCAGCCCUGGGGGUGAAGUGCUGCCAGUCCCCCAUGGCCCUCGCUGUCCUCCUCAUCCUCACCGUGGCCAUGCUGGCGGCUGUGCUCCCCUGGCUGCUGCUGGUCAAGAGGGACUUGUAG
Messenger RNA from Pipra filicauda (Wire-tailed manakin), 663 nucleotides. It is a transcript of the gene RNF222, whose product is annotated as ring finger protein 222. The coding region runs from base 1 to 663 and encodes 220 amino acids. The record is from RefSeq and is a predicted model, not a curated record. The transcript has a single exon. Lineage: Eukaryota; Metazoa; Chordata; Aves; Passeriformes; Pipridae.